UAAUCAAUAACGCAAUGCCACACACAUUGUAUGAAUCUUAAUAUUUCUGGUCUUAUGUAUCUAAUACAAAGUGAAAUCAACAGUUUGUAGCCUUAUGGCCGCAUGCUACUAGUGCAAGUUUGUCAUGACCAGCUAAUAGCUAGAGCUAGGCUAGCUAAUUACAAUUUCAGUUGGCCGUGCUAGGGAUUUUGUACAGCUGCCAUGACUGUCGUGAUAGGGUUCGAGGGCAGUGCCAAUAAAAUUGCCGUGGGCAUCGUGAGAGAUGGGCAAGUACUGUCGAACCCCAGACGCACUUAUAUCACACCCCCCGGCCAAGGCUUCCUGCCCAGCGAGACAGCCCGACAUCACCGUGGCGUUAUCCUAACUGUCCUCAAGGAGGCGUUAGAGGAGGCAGGGAUGAAACCAGCGGACAUUGACUGUGUAGCAUACACUAAAGGUCCAGGUAUGGGUGCUCCUCUGGUGACAGUGGCCCUGGUGGCUCGUACUGUAGCCCAGCUGUGGGGGAAACCUCUCCUGGGGGUCAACCACUGCAUUGGCCACAUCGAAAUGGGCCGCCUCAUCACACAAGCCAACAACCCCACUGUGCUGUAUGUUAGCGGGGGAAACACACAGGUCAUUGCAUACUCAGAACGACGGUACAGGAUAUUUGGGGAGACCAUUGACAUAGCAGUAGGCAACUGCUUAGACAGGUUUGCAAGGGUUAUAAAGAUUUCCAAUGACCCCAGUCCAGGGUACAACAUUGAGCAGAUGGCUAAGAAAGGCACACAAUAUGUAGAACUUCCAUACACCGUGAAGGGAAUGGAUGUGUCCUUUUCUGGAAUUUUAUCCUUUAUUGAGGAGGCUGCCAACAAGAUGCUGAGUUCUGGGCAGUGUACAGCAGAAGACCUGUGCUUCUCACUGCAGGAGACCCUGUUUUCCAUGCUAGUGGAGAUCACAGAGAGGGCUAUGGCUCACUGUGGAUCCCAAGAGGUGCUCAUCGUAGGAGGGGUUGGAUGUAAUCUUCGUCUACAAGAGAUGAUGGGGGUCAUGUGCAAGGAGCGAGGGGCAAAGCUCUUUGCCACAGAUGAACGAUUUUGCAUCGAUAACGGGGCAAUGAUAGCACAGGCAGGUUGGGAGAUGUUUCGAUCAGGACAAGUGACUGAACUGUCAGACUCCUGGAUCACCCAAAGAUACAGAACAGAUGAAGUGGAGGUGACGUGGAGAGAUUGACAGCUCGAUGCUCAACACGCAGGAACACGCAUCUCUUCUCAUGGCUGACGUGUCAUGGUGUGAUGAAAGAAUGCUGGGAGAAAAUUCUAAUUUUCCAGUAAACUUUGGCUCAGCUGUUGCAUGAGCAUGGUAAUGUAAUGUAUCCAUGAACUAACUGUACUAAGCAAAUGAGAAAAAUGCAUUGUGUACAGACUUGAGGGGAAAUUAGGAGCUGUAGUGUUUCAUUUCAAUAUAUCCAUGCAAUGCUGUACAUACUUUGAACAAUUAAUGUACUGUAAAUGCCAAGCAAAUACUAGUCAAGAUCAUUCAAUUUUAUUAUGCAAUACUGUUCACUUACAAUCCUCUUCUACUUCCAGUGUAGUUUUUGUAAUUAUAUAUUUUAUAAAUUGAGAACAUACUGAGCAAAGUGUGAUCCCUUGAGGACUUAAGAGUAACAUUCACCCAUUGGGGUACAAAAAACAAAAAAACAGCAUUCAGAUCAGAUUAGACAUUGGUCAGGUGCAUUCUUAUUGUGCUGCUGACUGCACCUGUAUGUAAACUGGAGACAUGUUACAAGUCCCUUGUAUAAAAUUACUGUGAAAUGAAAGCAGGUACAAGACAUUUUCAAAUGUGUGCUAAACAAAAAAAAUCAGUCUGGUAAAGUAGGCAUACAGGGAUUGGUCACAACGGAUUAGAAAGUGCUUGAUUGACCACUCGCAUACAGAACAAAACAAAAAGAUAAAACCGCAGUUCAUUACAAUAAAAAUGACAGCUCUUUAAAGAUUUGUUUGUUUUUAAAAAGACCAGCU
Messenger RNA from Osmerus eperlanus (European smelt), 1997 nucleotides. It is a transcript of the gene osgep, whose product is annotated as O-sialoglycoprotein endopeptidase. Gene Ontology annotation, cellular component: cytoplasm; EKC/KEOPS complex. The coding region runs from base 202 to 1209 and encodes 335 amino acids. Gene Ontology annotation, biological process: tRNA threonylcarbamoyladenosine modification. The record is from RefSeq and is a predicted model, not a curated record. Lineage: Eukaryota; Metazoa; Chordata; Actinopteri; Osmeriformes; Osmeridae. The transcript has 12 exons.